UAUCUGAAGGGUCGAGACCCGGUGCUGGCUGUUGAUCAAUGUGGGCAGCCAUAACUUAUAUAAAUUAAGUUCACUUUACUUUGUCCGACCAGAUUCUCAUCGGAUACGCAUUUCUGCCACUGGCCGCGCGGUAUUGGACCUAGUCAUUGUCAACCGUUCUCCCCAGUCUCUUUCCAUCUACAUUAAGCGCUAUGGACGUCGCAGGCCAGCGCAGCCAAGCUGGCGUCGACGAAAAGACAGCAGCACAUUCAUCUUUCAAUGACAAUGCAGCGAGUGAUUUUAGCCACCGGGAGGUGGCUGGACGAGACUCCAACGAGGAGGACAUCGAAGGCGAAGUGAAGGUGCCAAUGACCUUUCGUCGAUUCAUGGGUUUCACCGCAAUGGCGUUCCUAUGGACUGGAAGUCAGAUUCCAGUCUACUUAUUCGGGGGUAUUCCACCUUAUAUUUAUCGAGAGAUCGGUGGGGCAGAUAGAUGGGUCUGGUUUGUCCUGGCAAAUCUUCUUGCUCUCGCUGGCGUCUGUCCUUUCGUCGGAUCGCUGUCGGAUUUGAUCGGUCGUCGAUAUGUUGCCAUCAUUGGAGCCUCGCUCAUUUGCCUUGGUAUGAUCGUGAGCAGUACAGCCAACACGAUGAAUACAUUUAUUGCCGGCAUGGCAAUUGCAGGGGCAGGAGCAGGUGUCAACGAACUUACUGCGCUGGCUGCGACCUCUGAAAUGGCGCCAACGCGACAGAGGGGCAAAUAUGUGGCGGUAUUGAUCUUCACCAUCUUACCAUUCUGUCCCUCGGUGCUCUGGGCCCAGCUCAUUGCAGCACACAGCAGCUGGAGAUACGUCGGCGCAUUCUGCGGAGCGUGGAAUGGAUUUGGAUUGCUGGCCACAGCGCUCUUUUACUUCCCACCACCUCGAGUAAACUCCGAGGGAUUGAGCAAGGCAGAAGUCAUCUGUCGUAUUGACUUUGUCGGCGGAUUCCUCAGCAUUUCCGGUCUCAUCGUCUUUUUGGCUGGCUUACAAUGGGGUGGUUACAUGUACAGCUGGAAAACCGCUCAUGUCCUCGUCCCGCUCAUCCUCGGUUUCAUACUCCUCGUCCUCUUCGCAGUCUGGGAAGUCUACGGCGCGAAAUAUCCCAUCUUCCCAAGUCGCUUGAAGCAAGAACCCUGGACCUUGGGUUUGACGCUAGUCAUCACCUUCAUUUCCGGAGCGAACUUCUUCUCCGUCCUCAUGUUCUGGCCUACGCAGUCGUUCAACGUCUACGGCCACGAUCCUGUUGACGUGGGUGUUCGCAGUAUCCCCAUCGGCUUUGCCAUCCUGAUCGGUGCAUGCAUUGUGCUAUGGCUGCUGAGUGUGCUUCGUGGUCAUAACAAGGAGCUUCUGAUCCUGAGCAGCGUUCUUAUGACAGCAGGCUGCGGCGCCCUCUCCAUUGGCCGAGUCGACAACCUCUACCAAUUAUGGGGUAUUCUUGUCCUUGCAGGCCUAGGAAUCGGCGGCAUCGUCGUUCCAGCAUCCAUCAUGACAACCAUCAUCUGUCCAGAUGACCUAAUCGCCACCAUCUCCGCCCUCACCCUCUCCAUCCGCGUCGUCGGCGGCGGCAUCGGCUACACGAUCUACUACAACAUUUUCAUCUCCAAGUUCGUGCCCAACGCCGAGCACUACAUCGGCGGCGUCAUGAUGACGCAGCUCAACAUCACCAAUCCACAGUACAUCGCCGAAGCGAUCCAGCUGACGGGCGCGUCGCUCCUCGAGGAGCUCGACGCGAUCCCCGGCAUCGCCGGCAACCCCGCGGCGUACGAGGCGGUCGUGACGGCCGGUCAGAUAGCGUUCGCAGAGAGCUACAAGUGGGUGUACUAUGCCAGCAUCGGGUUCGGCGGGGUGGCGAUCCUGGCGGCGUGCUUCCUGGGGGAUGUGCGGCGGUAUAUGAACGAUCAUGUGGCGGUGGUGAUGCAUUGA
Molecule: messenger RNA, 1940 nt
Organism: Aspergillus fijiensis CBS 313.89
Lineage: Eukaryota; Fungi; Ascomycota; Eurotiomycetes; Eurotiales; Aspergillaceae
Product: putative MFS drug efflux pump
Exons: 8
Coding region: 192-1940 (582 amino acids)
Biological process (GO): transmembrane transport
Molecular function (GO): transmembrane transporter activity
Source: RefSeq, a predicted model, not a curated record